UUUAUUCCUCCUCUAAAAGUCUUCUGCUUUGUUCGUAGGCGGCAACAAAAUAAAGCAUAUAUUCCUAACCUCACUUCCCUGACAUUUCUUCCUUUUCUUCUUCUGAAUCCAAAGCAGACGGAGUCCAUAGUUUUUCACUCUCACCACCCUAUUUAAUUCUCUCUUUUGUCCUCUGUUUUCUCUCAUAUUUACCGGCCUUGCGUUGAACAACAAGGGAGGAGUAGAUGUUGCCAUGGGGAACCUCUUGUCACUUUUCAAGAGCAAGCAGAACAGCCCUGCGGUUUCUAGAAGUAUCUCCGGUGGCAACGCCGGCAGAAACCACAGUGUCACUGGUAGAACGCCGUCGUAUGAUCCCGGGAUGUUCGGGAAACCGAACAUAAAUGAUACGAGACCUAGCAAAGCACAGAGUGGUACGGAGAAGCAGCUCUCUACCCAGAAGCAGAAGUACGCUUAUAUCCCUGAUAACUUCACAUCCCUUCAACAGGUUACAGAUGCCUUGAGAAAAGAAGGUUUAGAGUCAUCUAAUCUCAUCGUCGGAAUUGACUUCACCAAGAGCAACGAGUGGACAGGCAAAGUUUCAUUCAGAAACCGGAGCCUGCACGCCAUUGGCGAUGAACCUAAUCCAUACGAGAAAGCUAUCUCCAUAAUUGGAAAAACUUUAUCUCCAUUUGAUGAAGACAACCUCAUUCCUUGUUUCGGCUUUGGUGAUGCUACCACUCAUGAUCAAGAGGUGUUUAGCUUUCACAAUGAUCAUUCGCCCUGCCAUGGUUUCGAAGAAGUCUUGGCCUGCUACAAAAAAAUAGUUCCAAAUUUGCAUCUUUCGGGGCCAACAUCUUAUGGACCUGUAGUUGAAGCUGCAAUGGAUAUUGUGGAGAAAAGUGGAGGGCAAUUCCAUGUUUUAGUUAUCAUUGCAGAUGGCCAGGUCACUAGAAGUAUCGAUACUAGCGACAAUGAAUUGAGUCCACAGGAGGAGAAGACGAUCAGAUCAAUUGCAGAUGCAAGUUUCUAUCCGCUCUCGAUUGUUCUUGUUGGAGUCGGGGAUGGUCCUUGGGAAGACAUGAGGAAGUUCGAUGACAAGCUCCCUUCACGCGAAUUUGAUAAUUUUCAGUUCGUUAACUUCACCGAAAUUAUGUCUAAACACACAACUUCAUCCGAGAAAGAAGCUGCAUUUGCUCUGGCUGCCCUCAUGGAAAUCCCAAUCCAGUAUAAGGCAGCUGUUGAGUUCGGUAUACUUGGACGUACGACAGGGAAAAAGAAGAGAAUCGUUCCACGCCCUCCACCAGUUCCUUACACCCAUCGUGCACCAACUCGCGAACCAAGUGGUCUUUCAGCACCUGCAGGGGAUGAACGAAGCGAGAUGCUCUGUCCAGUCUGCCUAACUAAUGUAAAGGACAUUGCCUUUGGUUGCGGACACAUGUCGUGCAGAGACUGUGCACCGAGAUUGUCCGACUGUCCAAUUUGCCGCCAGCCAAUUCGCAGCCGUCUCAGGGUUUUCACUGGAUAACCGCACAAAGGGAUUCGUGUGUAUAUCAGAUUGUGCAUAUAACUUUUUGAGAUUGUCUGCCUUCUGUCAGCGACACCCAGGUAUCGAAUUGCGCCAGAUUGUACAGUCCUGCUUUCUAACUCUAAUGUGUAAUGCUGCUUCUACUUUUAAUCAUCUGUAAGAUGUUUGGUUGCUUAAAAUCACUACAACUGGUGAGUUGUGCUUC
Malus domestica (apple) is the source of this 1709-nucleotide messenger RNA. RefSeq names its product E3 ubiquitin-protein ligase RGLG4-like. Gene Ontology annotation, cellular component: nucleus. Gene Ontology annotation, molecular function: ubiquitin-protein transferase activity. The record is from RefSeq and is a predicted model, not a curated record. NCBI's taxonomy places the organism in Eukaryota, Viridiplantae, Streptophyta, Magnoliopsida, Rosales, Rosaceae. Gene Ontology annotation, biological process: protein ubiquitination.